AAAGCCUCUCAGCUCUGACUCCUCUCUCUUCUCUUCCUGCGUCCUCAACAACACAGUCUUCCUAGCAUCAGGACACCUGACUGUGACGUCAUUCACCAUCAUCACCAUCAUCUGUCAGCCACCAACCAGCAGUACACGCUUCAUAUAACCAAGUUCAGCAAUCUGAGCAGACAUGUCAUCAUCAGUCCAAGUCCUCCAAACAUCAAAGAAAAACAACUCAUCAGUCCGCUCCAGGUUUUACUGCAGAUCCACAACUCAAACAGGUUCUGAUGAGUGGAGGAUUGUUCUGGUUGGGAAGACGGGAGUGGGGAAGAGUUCAGCAGGAAACACCAUCUUGGGUGAAGAAGAAGUGUUUGAGUCUGAACUGUCUGCAGAGUCCGUCACAUCUGAUUGCAAGAAAGAAAGAAGAGAAGUUGGAGGGCGAAAGGUUGCUGUCAUCGACACUCCAGGACUGUUUGACACAACUUUACCCAAUGAAGCUGUGUUGAAGAAGAUCAAGAUGUGCAUCGGUCUGUCUUCUCCUGGUCCACAUGCCUUCCUGGUGGUUCUUCAGCUGGGCAGGUUCACAGAGGAGGAGAAACAAUCAGUGAAACUGAUUCAAGAACAGUUUGGUGAAGAUGCUUCUAAAUACACGAUGGUGCUGUUCACUCAUGGAGACAACCUGAAGAAAAAAACCAUUGAAGAGUAUCUCUCAAAGAGCAAAGACCUGACAGACAUCGUCCAGAAGUGUAACAGCCGUUAUCACGUCUUCAACAACAACAAAGACGACCCGUCACAAGUCCGUCAGCUUCUGGAUAAAAUAAAGAGGAUGAUUGAUGAGAAUGGAGGGUCACACUACACCACACAAAUGUACCUGAGAGCAGAGGAAGCCAUCGAGAGGGAGAAAGAACGAAUCCUGAAAGAGUCUGAAGCCAAGAGGAACAAAGAGCUGGAGGAACUGAAGAGGGAACACAGCGGAGAAAUGUUGAAGUUAAAAGAGGAAAUGAUUAAACAAAAACAUGAGUUUGAAGCGAGGCUUACAGCUGAAAAAAAUAAUACUGUACAUGAAACUCAUCAUCAUUAUUACAUCUGUGUGAUCAGCUAAGAAGCUGCAGCUAACUGGUGCAACAGCAAGACAGAAAAAUCUUAAAUUAAUGCUGAAUGCAGAAAGAGAGUAAAGAAGAUUGUUUUAUUUGAUUUAUUGUAGAUCAUCUGUCAGUAUGUCAAUUAUUAGUCAGAUUAAUCAAAAUAAAGUCACAUGUAGUACAAAACAGAUAUUAUUCAUGUUGUCCACUGGUUCCCAGUCGCUGCCCGCAUCAAAUUCAAAACUCUGACACUCGCUUACAAAACAGCAACUAAAACGGCUCCCGCCCACCUGAACUCCCUCAUUCAGGUCUACACACCUCCUGCCCACUACGCUCUGCCAAUGAAAGGCGCCUGGUACCAUAACAGGACCCUAAGUCACUAGCUAGACUCUCCUCCUCUGUAGUUCCCGGGUGGUAGAACGAUCCGCAGAGUCUCUCUCAAUCUUUAAGAAAAGACUAAAGACCCAGCUCAUUGGCAAACACCUCUGCAUUUGAUGGACUGGAGGUAGAGAAAAAAGAAAACAAACAAACAAAAAAAAUCUGCUUCCAAGGACUCUAUGCGUUGCCUCUGUGUGCCACCUGUUGGCAUCUACGUCCUAUCAGACUCAAACUUAGCUUUAUGGCUCUUACUGGUGUUGUUCUCCCCUGCCUAGAAUCUCAGAUGUACGUUACUUUGGAUGAAAAUGUCUGCUAAAUAAAAUUGUAAAUUGUAAUGAUGUCUGGAACAGCUGCUGUUUAUCAUACAGAUCUGUAUCUCUGGACUGAGUGCGCUCCACAGAGAAAAAUAUAAAUGUUAAUGAAAAUAUAUAUAUAUGUUGAUUAAAAUGUAUGCUUGGAUUAAUAAAGUCUGGUUUGGGAUAAUAAAUCAUAUUCAAAGGGUAUAAAAAUACACACAAUUAAUACAAAACAUGUAUAGAUGAACAACUUGUUGACUUUUAUUAAUAAAACACAUACAUGGAUAAAUAAAUUGUCUGCCUUCAUCAGUAAAACAUCCACAAAUUACUAACAAGGAUGCAUUUCCUGUCAUCUCUCUCUGCUGCCAUCUAACAAACA
This is a messenger RNA of Thunnus maccoyii (southern bluefin tuna), 2117 nucleotides long. RefSeq names its product GTPase IMAP family member 9-like. Gene Ontology annotation, molecular function: GTP binding. Bases 173 to 1084 code for a protein of 303 amino acids. The record is from RefSeq and is a predicted model, not a curated record. Lineage: Eukaryota; Metazoa; Chordata; Actinopteri; Scombriformes; Scombridae. The transcript has 4 exons.